AUGGAUCUUAAUAAAACGAAAGAAACUUACGGGCAGUCGGAACUCGGAACUGACAGUCCCGGCACGGGAGAGGUGGUCGAGCAGGCCGAUCCCGGGUCGUCAUCCAGAGACUGCGAGGCGUUUGUGGUGGGUGACCAGGCCACAGCGUCUACUAGUGUUACUGGAAGAGAAGAAAAAAUGAUGAGUGAGAUGCUCGUUAUCGACGCAGAAAAAGAGAUUUUCGCAAGGAAACCCAGAGUAGUAAGGUCUCCGGCUAAGGAGGUAACAAGAGAAACUACAGAAGAAUCCGUUCUUUUAACACCUACAAGGGUUAGGGCCGCAACAUGGGGAUGUAGUGUGAGAGGAACCGUCGCCCAGAUGGAAGGCGAAUAUGCCAAGAAAAGGAAAUAUGUGGAGGAUAGCCCGCCAAAGACGCAAGUUACGAGCAUAACCGAGGUAGAACAUAAACUUAUCUUGAAACUGAGGUCUAAGACAGAUGACCUUAAUAAAUUUGUCAAGGAGAACAAAAACGUACAUAAGGAGAUUAAAGCAUGGGCGACAGAAAUAAAUAGUAUAGUUAAUAGGGUGACUAAUGAGUAUAAGAAUGAAAAGGAAAUAAUAUCAGAAAGACGGCAGAAAGCAGAGGAACGCAUAAAGAACCAAGAAGAAAUAAUAAGGACACUUAAACAUGAUAUUAUCUAUAUGAAAGAAGAGCAAAUCCGGCAUCUGGAACAAAUAAAAAAGUUAGAGAAAGAGCUCGCCAGACAAGUGAGUAAAGAGGGACAGAAUGGAGGAACAAUAGAACCACAGUUCGAUUUAAACGAAAUAGAAAUAUCUAUGUAUGAAGAGUUCGUUAAUGUACAGGACAAAAAUUGGACCCCAUCUAGUUUUGUAUGUACAGAAAUUAAGACUGAAGACCCGGCAAAGUGUAAUGAUGGAAAUAUGAUCCUUUUCAUGGACAUAGAACCUAAACGAAGGACAAGAAUAAGUAAAAUGUUUCUGAACAGAUAUCCAGAACUUUUACAUGGAGAAAAAAUCGAAUGUCAAGGAGGAAGUUAUGUCGCAAUUGAACAGACUGUAUCUUACCUAAUACAAAAAACACAAAAGAAGAUGACAAGAAGACUAACGACUGCAUAUUAUGACCCAACCAAGCAAGACGGUAGGACGGAACAAGAUGUUUUCCAUAUACUAAAGGAAAUGACAAAAAUAAUAAACAUGGCGGAGGAGAAGAUGGCGACGAUAGUCUGCCCGGUAGGUAUACUCGGUGAGAAAUUUAGAAAAAUGGUAGAAGUGAAUUAUCACAAUAUGGGAUACAAAAUCAAUAUAAUAUUGAGUAGACGAAAUGAUAAAGAAGAAGAGAGACAAAGGAAAAAAAGAGGAGAAGCAAUCCUCAUACGAAAAGAUGACUCCGUGUCAUAUGCUGAUACAGUAAGGAAACUAAAAGAAGGGCUGAAAGAGGAACAGCUAGUUAAGGAAAAUAUAAAAGGAGUACGGAAAACAAAAAACGGGGAACUUCUUAUCAAGAUAGCAAAAGAGGACACAAAGACAAAUGACAAGAUUAAAGAGAUAUUCGAAGGACGGAAAGCAAUCUCGUUAGGAGGAGUCAGAAUAAAAGUACUCCAUGUAAGAGACCUAGACAUUACAACAGAGACGGGGGAGAUAGAGGAAGCAUUGAAAGACGCAGGAUGUAUUAGUAUACCCGAAAAAUUUAUUGUCAAAUCAGUUCGACCGACUAAAAAUGAGAAUAAAAUUGCAACGUUAUUAGUAGCAGAAGAAGACGCCAACAGACUAUUAAAAAUGGGCAAAGUCAAGAUAGGCUUUGAGAUCUGUCGAAUAGAAGAAAGAAUAACACUGAGAAGAUGCUACAAGUGUUGGCAAUACGACCAUCAAGCCAAGGAAUGCACGGGUGAAGACAGAAAGGACAUAUGCCAGCGGUGCACGAAAGAGGGGCACAAAGCCAGAGACUGCCAAGAGAUACCUCAUUGCCCAUUGUGCAACGAACAAGGACAUCAGGCUGGAAGCGCACACGAUGUUGCCUAUGCUACGGUCAAAAGAGACAGCUACGACUUUAUGAUUGUCUCCGAACCCAAUAUAUCUAUGUGCAGCAGGAAAAGUAAUAUCUAUAUGAAUAGAGAAAAAACCACGGCCAUAAUCAAGACUAGCUUAAAUCAGCAAGUCACCAAUAUCCAGAUGGGGAACUGUUACGUAUGUGUAGAAACCAGAGAGUAUGUGAUGUUUAGUGUAUACAUAAGUCCUAAUAGCUCUUUUGAAACCUUUCUGAAAAAUUUGAAAGAAUUACAAAAUGCGGUGUUGGUAACGAAGAAGUUAGAUAAGAAACUGAUAGUGGCCGGAGACUUCAAUGCUAAACAUAUGUACUGGGGAGGUAAAGUAACAGAUCGCAGGGGAGAAACAGUAUUGGAAUGGACAUUUGCUCUGGACUUGAAUAUACUCAAUGAUGGAAAAGAACCAACACUCAUAAGACCUAAUGGAAUUUCAUAUGUAGACCUGACUAUAGUCGAUAACAAUAUAAUGGAUAAGAACCCGAGAUGGUGUGUGUUGAAAAAUGAAUUGUCACUGAGCGAUCAUCAAGCCAUAAAACUAGAUAUUACGACAACGCAAACACGAAUAAAUACAUAUAGAUACGGCAAUACUAACUUAGAAAAGAUGGAGAGAAUAUUUCGAGAUAAUAUAUCAAACCACGCGGAAUUGGGAACAUGUAGGGAAGAACUGAUUAAAGCUUACGAACAGAGCACUCCUCGCGUUAGAGUAGACAAAGGAGGUGGCAUGCCGUACUGGUGGACUGACUCCAUACAAAGAUUGAUUUCUGAAGUGCACAAGAAAAGGAAAGAAUUCCAAAAGGAGACAAGAUCUGAAGAACAACGAACAAUAAAGAAAAACACGUAUAAAAUCGCAAAGAGGAAACUGUGCAAAGAAAUAGCUGUUGAAAAGAAAAAGGGAUGGAAAGAACUCUGCGAUCGGCUAGAUGAAGAUGUAUACGGAGAUGGCUACAAAAUAGUGAUGGCACAAUUACGAUAUACGGCACCAAAAAUUGCACUAACUCCCAAAGAACGCGUCACUCAGUUUAACAAACUCUUUGUGACCGAUAUCGACACAUUCCCGAAACAACAAAAAGAAAUUGAAGAAAAUAAACAAUUAAUAACGGCGGAAGAACUACAAGCGGCAACGAGGAAAAUCAAAUCAAGAAAAGCACCCGGACCAGAUGGACUUCCACCAGAGGUGAUCAAACAUAUGGUUAACGCGAACUCAGAAUAUUUUCUUCGAAUCUUCAACCAAAUGCUGAACGACAAUAUCUUUCCGGAUAUCUGGAAAAUUACGAAGUUGAUACUGCUAGAAAAGCCGAAAAAGAAUCCUCAGGACCAAACCAAGUACAGGCCUAUUUGCUUGAUAGACGCAUUAGCGAAGGUUUAUGAAAAUAUAAUAAAUACGCGACUAAUAACGGAGAUACAAAGCUUAGGAGGAUUCAGUGAAUAUCAAUUUGGGUUUCGACAAGGUAGGACGACAGUAGAUGCCAUAACUAAGGUGGUACAAACAGCCAGAGAAGCCAAAAAUAAAAACAUGUGGUGUGCCCUUAUAACAAUCGAUAUCAAAAAUGCAUUUAAUCAGGCCUCUUGGGAGAAGAUAAUAACAAAAUUAAAGAACCGCGGGGUGAGCGAGUACUUGAUCAACACGAUAGCGUCGUAUUUAUCCGAAAGGAAAAUUCAAAUUUCCCCAAAACAAAAAGAACACAUAGGGGGCGGCGUUCCACAGGGUUCGGUUCUCGGACCGACCUUGUGGAACGUCUUGUACGACGACAUAUUCGAAUGCACAACGGUAGAAGGAACGAGUAUGCUAGGGUAUGCUGAUGAUUUAGCCGCUCUGGUUACUGCAACCACAAAAGAAAACUUAAUGAUCAAAGGAGAUGAAGUGUUGCAUUCAAUUAGACUGUGGCUACAGACGAAUAAACUUGAAGUAGCGAAGGAUAAGGUUAUGGCAAUAGUCCUGAACAAUAGAAAUGACAAAGACAUAUAUUUUGAGUUAGACGAUACGACAAUUACAACUGUUAAAAAAGUGACAUAUUUGGGCAUAAUAUUAGACAGAGGUCUUACCUUUGGUCCACAUCUCAGGCAUGUUUGUGGCAAAGCGAGUAGGACGGCAAACGCAGUCUCUGCCAUACUUCCUAAUAUUCGAGGUCCCAGGGGUUCGAAACGAAGGGUACUGGCUCUCUCGAUGCAAUCAGUCCUGCUGUAUGGUGCACCUAUAUGGGCAGAAGUAACAAAUAAAGUAGUACAUAGGAAUAUCAUAUUAAGAGCACAAAGAAUAAUGGCACUCAGAGUAGCAUCGGCAUACAGGACGGUCUCAACAGACGCCGCUAUGGUGAUCUCGAGCCUGGUACCCGUACACCUUCUCGCACAAGAACGUAAGAGGAUUUAUGAAAGGAAACAAAAAGGGGAGGAAAUAAACAGGCAAGAGGAGAGAGAUAGGACAAUCGGUAUGUGGCAAGCAGAGUGGGAUGCAUCAGGGGCAGGCAGGUGGACUUACAAGCUAAUUCCAAACAUAUGCAAUUGGGUGAAAAGAAAACACGGCGAAAUUACCUUUUAUCUAACCCAGAUAUUAACAGGCCACGGCGUGUUUGCAACAUACAGGAAAAGGAUCAGUAAACAAGAUAACAGCAGAUGCGUGUAUUGCGAGGAGGAAGAAGAUAACCCGAAACACACAAUAGUACACUGCAGAAGAUGGCAACAACAGCGAGAGGAGCUUAUAAGAUGGGUAGAAGGUGAUUUAGGGUUGGAGAAAGUGAUCGAAGCCAUGCUGAGAGAUGAGAACACUUGGAAAAAUAUUAACAACAUAAUAGUGACAAUAAUGCGGCAAAAGGAAGAAGACGAAGUUAGGAAAGAAAAAGAAGUAGGAUGA
Zophobas morio is the source of this 4890-nucleotide messenger RNA. RefSeq lists its product as uncharacterized. Gene Ontology annotation, molecular function: zinc ion binding; catalytic activity; nucleic acid binding. The transcript has 2 exons. Lineage: Eukaryota; Metazoa; Arthropoda; Insecta; Coleoptera; Tenebrionidae. Bases 1 to 4890 code for a protein of 1629 amino acids. The record is from RefSeq and is a predicted model, not a curated record.